Aspergillus oryzae RIB40 is the source of this 2037-nucleotide messenger RNA. RefSeq lists its product as uncharacterized. Bases 1 to 2037 code for a protein of 678 amino acids. The transcript has a single exon. The record is from RefSeq and is a predicted model, not a curated record. Lineage: Eukaryota; Fungi; Ascomycota; Eurotiomycetes; Eurotiales; Aspergillaceae.
AUGGUGUACCCUCUUCCACCGUCAAACCCGAGAGCGAUAAGGCUUUCCAGAACGUUAUCGGCAAGCCCGACUCCAGCUCCACACCGGAUCACCUCCCACAUCCUAAAGAGCUCCACUCAAGUCCGAAACCUAUGGGGAUGUUCUCGCCAACGAUUCGGAAACCUUGAUGCCUACGCACAGAUACGGAUAGCCCGAUAUCAACGCCUUUCUCAAUCGAGAACAGGUGGUACACCGGCCAUUCAUCCACGAAAACCCCAAGUACUAUGGGGCCAUCAACACCACUACCGUCACCCGUGGUGGAAUACAAGAUGGGGCUGGACUAGAUCCAAACCCCACGCCCCCGGAUCCACUCAGCAUGCGACACGCCCUCAGAAGAGCUUCUGGGAAGCGGAAAGUGCCCGGAUGCAGCAGAGGAUGGAGCAGAUACAGAAAGAAAUCGCCGCCGAUCCAUACACAGCGCUUUUCGGGAGAAGGUUUCAGGUGUUGGACUUCCCCAGUAACAUAGAGAAUAGGAUUAUGUCGGCGUGUCGUUCGGUUUUCGGCGUGGGCAAAGCAGACGAGAUCGACAGAACCACCCCUGUUGCGCAGGCCAAGGGUGUGCAGGACCUUGAAUAUGAUCCGAUUCGUAAUCGUAUGGUCCCUAGGAAAUCGUCCGAGCAAACCACCGUUACAGGCGGCAGAGAAUCUCCGGACACCCUUGUCAGAAACCCCACGCGGUAUGAAAACAAGAGCGGCUACCUCUCUGUUGUCGAUCGGUCGAAAGAGCAUUCAAAUGAGGGUGCAAGUGCAAGGCAAGAUUCAGAGCCGGUGAAGGAAAACCAGACAGAUCCAUCAAAUAUCAGGGGACAACCAGACACAGAAUCAGGCGGAGCUACUCUCAAUGAACCUCAUCAGCGUCAGAAUUCCGUCGAACGCCCGGUAUCAGAAGUGGAAAGUCAUGAAAACGAUAUGAAAAAGCAACUCGAUUCGGAGCGUGGGACACAAGCGGAUGUACCUGACAAUCAAAAUUGUUCCAAAUCUCCAGGAUUCAACCCAGACCAUAACAAAUCCACCGGCGCCGCAGUUCUGGAACCAGCUCAACAACAAGAAUUACGGAUGAGAGAAGAGAGGGCAGAGGAUCUGGACCUCCUGCGUGCUAGCGACAUCCGUUCGUUAUAUAAUGCAAAGAGCUUGAAUGGAGAGUCCGAGGUGCGGCGCAAGACGCGCAAGGACUUGGAUAACGCGUUUGACUCUUAUGUAGACCCCGUCAGCGAUGUCAGGGCUCAAGACGUAAGAGCGAGGUUUCAGGAACCGGAGUCCGCAUCGUCAGUGAUCGGAACAACAAGCGGACCCGCCACACUGGAAAGUACGACUCAAUUCCAUUCAGAAGACAGUUCCAAAAGCUUUGAGUUAUCUGUCCAAGAAGAGCGCACGGAUGCAUCGUUUCCUGGCAAGCAUGCUCACAAGAACACCCAUGUCACUGCCGGCAGCUCUCUGAUCGGCGACACUUACCACGUUUUAGCAUAUGAUCCUUCGACCCUCCAGAUCACACGAGCAGAGACAAACUCAUCCUUUCAUACAACGCACGAGUUCCUUCACCCUUCAGAAAUACUUCCACGACUGAAUAACCCAUCCAAGUUCUUGCCAUAUUUCGAAGAGAUGCAAACCGAUGGCUACGAAAUUGUCUCGGGCGGCGGAGAUAUACUUGUGUUUAGAAAGUCUCUCGUGGAGAAAGCGAAGAGCGAGCUUGGUGCCUAUGUGAGAGACGAACCCUUGUUCAGCGAUGAGGCUUCACGUCGAUCAAUUACUGCCGACACCGCUAGCCCUGCAUCUGGUCCUGGUCCUGAUUGCUCUGAAACCAAUGUACCUCCUCCAAAGAGCAGAAGUAGAGCUGGCAAAAUCCUACGCCGGAUGCUCAUCGGUGGGUUUGCCACGGCAGCAACGUGCUAUGCCCUCGGUGUUGUCAGCGAAUAUUUUCGAACCGGUGGACAAGAUGGACGAGGUAUUGACGGGUUUACCGAAUUUGAAUCCGAAAGGCGGCACAGGGAUCGAGGUUAG